Messenger RNA from Nezara viridula (southern green stink bug), 3016 nucleotides. The record is from the annotation of a GenBank genome assembly. Lineage: Eukaryota; Metazoa; Arthropoda; Insecta; Hemiptera; Pentatomidae.
AUGACACUGCCAAUGGUUACAUGCCCUCUUUGUUGCCAACCAGGAUUUAAUUCAUCAGAUUCAUUGUGUUCAGCUUUGAUCAAUGUAACAACUCGAAAACUUUGUUGUCCUAUUUGUAAUUAUGUUGUUGUUGGUCUGGACAAAUUCACUAUACAUCUAUUCUCUCAUUCCCUCAAUAAAUAUGGAAUGGAACACAUAAGAGAUUCAGUAUUGCUUUGCCAGUCCAAUAAUGCUAAUUUAGUUUCAUCUAGAAGUAUACCAUGUAAUAAUAAUUCUUUUGAAGCAGAACCUUUAAACUCGCCUAAUUUGAGUAACAGUUUAAUUAAACUUCAACACAAUGCUAAUCAAGAUUCUGAUUUAAAUUCAGUGGACAAACGAGAAUGGAAAAUGGAGAUGAAUAACCAAAAUUCAUUACAAAAAUCUUUGAACAUUCCUGAUACAUCUCUGAUAUGUUUUCGUUCUGAUAGUGGUCAGUUAUUUACUAUUUCCACUGAGGGAAUGGGUACAACAUUGAAGAAUGUUACCAUUAAUACUCAAAAUUAUAUUACGAAUACUAAUAUUACUACUUCUACUGUUCAGACAAGUAUGACAGAGAAAGUUCAAAAGAGGAAAUACAGUCAAGUAUUUGAAAAAGAUCAAAUUGAGACUGGUAAUGUUUUUGAUCAAAAGAGUCCAGAUGUCGAAUCAAUAAAUUCCUGGCCUUCGACUCCUAGUGUUUUAUCAGAAUCUGAGAAGCAAACAGGCUGUAACUUUCCCGAAAGAGAAUUUGAAUCUUGCAAAGAUUUAUUAACCAAAGGAGAUUUCUCUACCUUGUGUGAUGAUGUUAAUGAAACUGAUAUGAAAAAAGACAGUCACUCUCCAAACAAAAUUGAUCCUGAAGAAAACCAUGAAUCUCUUGCGAAAAAAAAUGAUUUAAUUAAGAAAGAUUGUUUAAAUUGUGAAUUGUGUCCUUACACCUUCCCUAACAAAACUAUACUUGCAAUGCACAAGCAGUUAAUUCACAAGAAAGUUGAUUCUGAUGUCGAAAAUAAACAAAAAUUGCUUCUUUGUAAUUUAUGUCCACGUACUUUCAAUUUAAGAAGCAGUUUGAUGAUACAUCGAAGAGUGGCACAUGCUGGAGGAUUUGGAAAUUCUGAAAGUGAUAAUUCAAAGCAACCCCAUACCAAACCUGCAUGUAAUAUUUGUGGAAAGUUUUUUAAAAAGGAAAUACAUUUGUCACAGCAUAUGAAAGCUCAUGAUGAAAAACAAUGGCAGUGUACAAUUUGUUCGAAGACUUUCACAACCAAGUAUUUUCUUAAGAAGCAUCGGAGAUUGCAUACAGGAGAAACACCAUACAAAUGCAAUACUUGCAGUAAAUCUUUUACAUUUCAACAGUCUUAUCAUAAGCAUUUGUUGUAUCAUAAUGAUGAAAAACCUUAUUGCUGUGCUCAGUGUGGACGUCUGUUUAAGGAAUUAUCCACACUUCAUAACCAUGAAAGGAUCCAUAGUGGAGAGAAGCCAUUUUCUUGUGAAACUUGUGGUAAAGCAUUCAGACAAAGGGUUUCUUAUCUUGUUCAUAGGAGGAUACAUACCGGUGCAAUGCCAUACCAAUGCACUGCUUGUAAUAAAAGAUUUCGUUAUAAAAUUAGCCAGAGAACCCAUAAGUGUUCUGCUAAUCCUCCUGGUGUAGUAGUCAGAACCAAUGGUUACUUAGUGGAAAGGCUACAAGCUGCUAUGAUUAAGGCAUCUGUGGAAGUAGAGAAAAAACCAAGGCAAAAUGAAAUAGACGAAAAGCUCCCUUCUCACUCAAAGGUUUCUUCAGAAUCAACUUCAUUCAAAUCUGACAUUUCACCUAGUCCACAAAACAAUCGUAUUGCUUCUUCAGGUUUAGAAAAUAAUAAAACUGAAUGUCACUUUUCCAAAACUGCUGAUCUUGAAAAAAAUUGCUCUGAAAAGCCACAGAUUUAUCUAUUAGUUAAAGGUCCAAAUGAAGAGACAUAUUAUCAACCGAUUGUUCUAUCACAAAAUAACAAUCUCAUUAUUAAUCAGAGUAAUUGUGCCCGACCUUCUGAGAAGCAUGUGAUAUCAAAUUUGAAAUCCAAAUCCAUGGAAAAAAAUUUAACUUCUGACAAUCAAUGUACUAAUUUCGAAAUGAACAUUAGUGAUGUAUUCAUGGAUUCAGUGGACACUAAUUCAGAUCUUCAUGAUGAAGGGGUGCAAUCUCUUCCAAAAACUAUUAUCGAAGAAAAAUUAAAUGAUAAUGUAAAGAUAAGUAAUGAAAAAAAUGAUGGUUGCCAAAUCAUUAAUAAUAGUGAAACAAAUGAGGAGAGUUCCACUAAUAUAUUGUCUGAUGAAUAUGAAAUGAAUGACAUAAUUAGAAGUUUAACUAGUCAGUUCUCUGAAGAACAGUACUGUCCUGAAGCAAGUAUUCAAAAAAUGAAUAACUUGAAGACGGAAACUAAUGGUGAUAUAGUGAUGAUGGAUUCUAAUGAUAUAUUUUCUCUUAUCUUAAGCCCCUCUCAGUCUUCGCCCUCAGAGCGAUUUGGUAGAUUAUCUCUUUCUCCAAUUACUGUCACUCAACAAGCUAUGACAAAUAAUAAUUUUGAUCCCACUGAAGUGCUUCACGGUAAUUUUAAUAAUUCUAAUGAUGUACAGCAGGAUUCUUUAUUUGACAGUAUAAAUGAUGAUACAUUAAAAGAGUUGUUGUUUGGAUCAACAAAAUAAAUGAAAAAAAUCGCUAUUUAUUUUGGGUGCAUUUAAAUCUAAUUGUGUUAAAAUUAUAAUCUCUAAUUUAUUUUUAAUACUUGAAUUUUUAUUGUUCGUUAAAUAAACAUUAAUGUUUUAUAUGUCUUGUAAAAAAUGGUAUAACCAUAAACAAAAAUAUUGAAAUUGAAUAUGUUUUAUGCUUAUUUAUAAGUGCACUUUAGAAGAUUAUUUAUUAUUAUUGCUUGUUGUGUAAGUCAUUAUAAAAUACAAUGUAAUUAAUGAUUAUAUCAUUCCAGAAGAAUAAAUUUUUGCAUCUCAUAAUUUCAUGAUA